AUUCCCUAAGAUUUUUCUGUUUAAAAAUGGAAAGAGACUUUCUGUUCCUAUCUGAACUUGAUCAUUACACGUUAUUAGAAAUUUUCUUACUUAUAUAUAAGUUAUAUGAAGUUUCACAUUGUGUUUCAAAAUAAAAUCACUUCAAAAUAGCCACCCUUUUGUGUCCUUUGUGUAUGUCUUUAAAAUUAAAUCUGCUUGAAGAUAUACACAAAGACUAAUUAGCCAUAAACUUAUUCAUAUAUGCAUCAAUAGUCAAUUCCAUAUUACCAAUUUGCUAUUGUAUAUUCACUAAUAUUAUUAAUAUAUGCAUAUUGAACUAUAUAAAAGUGCUACACUUUGAUCCUUCUCCAUCAAUAACAUUCAAAGAAGUAGCUUCCUGCAGGAUCCACUGAGAUUCAACCCUUGUCGCUUAGACUGGUUUUAUUCAAAAAGCGAAGAUGGGAGGGUGUUUUUCUUCAAGAUCAUCAUGCACAUCAAAGAAAAUCCGUUUGGUUCAUCUAAGUGGCUAUGUAGAGGAUUUUGAGCAACCAAUUUCAGUUAACCAAGUGAUCAAUAGUAGAAAUCCACCAACUCACUUUGUUUGUACCUCCCUUCAACUUCUUUCAUCUUCUUCAAAACCAUUGAAAGGAGAUACACAACUUCAACCAGGAAAUGUUUACUUCAUGCUACCUUAUUCAAUUCUACAAGCCGAUGUUUCGCCUGUGGAUUUGGCUUCGCUUGCGAAAAGGCUCACUGCAAAGGCGAAAACUAGUAGAUUUGAUGAGAAAAAGUCAUUGAAAGGUAGUAGUCCUUUGUCAAACCAAGAUGCUUUGAGCAGUAUUUGGAGUUCCCCUUCGAUGAGUCCUGGAAGAGUUGCGGUGGCUGAACAAUAUGGUAUGACGUAUGGAGGACGAAGCACGUGUAGAGGGCGGUUAUGGAGACCUCUAUUGGAUACUAUCAGAGAGAAGUCAUUCAAUAGAAGUAAUGAAUCCGAUUUGAAAGAAUUUCUUUGAAGUUUGCACAAUCUUGUGGACUAAGGUAAUACAAGAGAGAAAGAAGGCAUGUUAGGUUGUUUGAUGAAUCUAUUGAUCGAAAGGGAGAAAAGUUGAGACAUUUGCUUUUGAAUAUUUCUUGUGUUUGAUUUUUCUGUGAAUGCUCCUAAAGGUAUGAUGUAAAUGUUUAUGAUCUUGAUAUUUCAGUUUGUAGAUUUCAUGGUAAGUCUUAUAAGAAUUGGAUUCAAGUGAAGUGAAAUUUUGGAGACAUGAAUUAUCUCACAAUCUUUUUAAGA
This is a messenger RNA of Medicago truncatula (barrel medic), 1267 nucleotides long. RefSeq lists its product as uncharacterized. The record is from RefSeq and is a predicted model, not a curated record. Bases 438 to 992 code for a protein of 184 amino acids. The transcript has a single exon. Lineage: Eukaryota; Viridiplantae; Streptophyta; Magnoliopsida; Fabales; Fabaceae.